Messenger RNA from Syzygium oleosum, 1247 nucleotides. Its product is annotated as RING-H2 finger protein ATL7-like. The transcript is spliced from 3 exons. The record is from RefSeq and is a predicted model, not a curated record. Lineage: Eukaryota; Viridiplantae; Streptophyta; Magnoliopsida; Myrtales; Myrtaceae. The coding region runs from base 244 to 894 and encodes 216 amino acids.
CGCCCCCCGUUCGGGCCAUCAUCUCGGCGGAUCUGCAUUGUCGUUCUCCUGCAACUUCUUGAGCAUUUGAUCCCAUCGGCCCGACCAUUUUCUUGUUCUUUCUUGGUUGUCUGGUUUGAAGGAGUUCGUGUGUCACUGUCCUCGGUGCGCCCCGACCGUUUGAAAUCUUUCUUUCUCGCGUUGGGGGUGGUGCGGGGGAGAGAUCUUGAUCCCUUUGCCAAAUGACAGCCGGGUCGGCGGAAGAUGUCUUCUGAGACCGAGACCGGUUCGAGCUCCGACCCACCAGCGCACUGCUGCUCCUCUGCUUCGCCCGGCUCCAGCUUGGCCGAGCUCAAGCUGUACCAGGCCUUCAUCUUCUCCGUCCCCAUCGUCUUCACGUUCGUCCUCCUCUUCUCCUUCUACGUGUUCUAUCUCCGCCGCCGGAGGGCCGAUUGGGUGUCUCUCCGCAUGCGCGCUUCUUUACCGAUCGAUGGGCAGAACGUCGACGUCCCCAGACCUGAAGUGGGCCUGACGAAAGAACUGAGAGAGAUGCUUCCCGUCAUUGUGUAUAAAGAGAGCUUCUCGGUCAAUGACUCACAAUGUUCGGUGUGUCUCGGGGACUACGAGGCCGAGGAUAGGCUUCAACAAGUACCGGCGUGUGGUCAUACUUUUCACAUGGGUUGCAUUGACCAUUGGCUUGCCACCCACACGACCUGCCCCCUUUGCCGCGCCUCUCUUCUUGCUCCUACUAGAUCCAUUGAGGUCCAAACAGAAGCAGGAUGUGGAUCUUCUGCCCAAGAGGUUCUGCAGGUUUUUGAAGAAACACAUACCAUGCAAUCUCAGCAGGAAAAUGGUUUUCUCAAUGAAGAAACAGACUCUCAACCUGUUGUUCUUGAAACAGAACGGCAUCCUUGAUUGGCUUGAGGAUGGUGGACGAUUCCUAUGGGUCAGCACUUCAUCUCCCGCUCAAUUCAUUCAACAUUUCAUUUUAUUCAUGAAGCCGAUUUUAAAAAUCAGUUAUUUAGAUCCAUUAGGCCAGCUAUUCAAUGUAGAUUAACUGACAUCCCUGAUUUGAGCAAUAAAAAAGUGUGCCUCAGUCAAUCUAGAAUUUCUACUGACUAGGAGAUUCAAUUAGAUUGAGUUCUGUCUCUUUGCUUCUGUUCUGUCUCCGAAGUACCUCAUGGAGCAUUUAUAAUGGGCUUGUACCAGGAUUAGAUCCCUGCACUUGUAUUUCUGAUAAUCUAUGAUACAAGUUCUUUGCCCGCCAA